Penicillium diatomitis is the source of this 1851-nucleotide messenger RNA. RefSeq lists its product as uncharacterized. Lineage: Eukaryota; Fungi; Ascomycota; Eurotiomycetes; Eurotiales; Aspergillaceae. The coding region runs from base 1 to 1851 and encodes 616 amino acids. The record is from RefSeq and is a predicted model, not a curated record. The transcript has a single exon.
AUGACCUCCGAUAAACAAACACACGGCCAUCUCGCCAAACCCUUCACGCCGACUCUCUCGGCGGCCUUUACUCGCACAAGCAAAGCACCUUUGACGCCAAAACUAGCGAGUCCGGCCUCGGGAUACUCCGUUCCUCGUCGUCUCGCCCCUCCCGAUCACCACCCCUAUUCCACCCCCACCAAAGACGAGAUCAAUUCCGCUUCUACAACCACUACACAUGCUACUCCCUCCUACCUGAGCGCAAAUGUCACCCCUCGCUCAGGGGCCCGCACCACUCGUCGCGAUGCAGCGUUCCCUUCGCCAACGCACUCCGUCGCCGGACAAUCAUCCCCAGCUACAUACUCGCAAAUUCCGGUCGGCGUCGGUAUCAAUGGCGUGCGGCGGACAGAGCGAAGUCCCGCCCGCGCCCUCAAGCCCUCUGAGUCUUCGCGGAGCUUGAGGGGGAAAGCCUCAGGACUUGAAGGGCAACAGACACCACGCGUGCCACCAUCUACCGACCCUCCUUCAAAUUCACCAAUGUUCUUCCACGCGUCCGCGGUGCGGUCGACUGCUGCCUUGGAGACAGAGGUACCAUCUCGUCCGAAGCAAGGCAGAUCUUCCCCAGCGUCGAGUUUUGUAUAUGCGAACGGUGAUCAAGAAAGACACGACGACGCUUCCGAUGAUGUACACUCAACUGUCAGUAGCCUCAGACGUCGAUCGGGAGGCUUUGCCCGCGCUGGCUUACCACCGCGGACGGGGCCCUCAGCUUCUGCACGCCUUCGCUCGCCACGAAUCUCGGACGCUACUUCUCACCCGCCAGAGGAUGGAGUCUCACGUUGUGCGCCAUCGCCGGAUCUUGGUGCAGUCGAGAGUGUGAUACAGAGAUUCGGGCCCUCCGCAAGUCAGCCUGUCGAGCGCCCGCAGCUACUUCCGCUUCGACAACACCGAAAGUCAUCCAGUGUUGACUCUUCGAGCCAAGUUUCCGUUCCACCUGAGGGGCUCCGAGCUAGCCCUGUGAUAGUUUCGACGACAUUACAUACAGACGGAGUUCCGCCCGCUAUUUCCGAACACAUGCCUACGCUGCGGCCUCGGGUAUUUAGCAAUGGCUCCUCUGUGACCACAAGCCCUUUGCCCAUGAGCCCAGGUAAACCUGAUACCUCUCGCGAUCCCGCUUCCAAUGCGCGAACCGAACGGAAGAUCAUGGAUCUUGAAAUCAGCAACUCCUCUUUGCUGGCCAUCAAUCGGACACUCGAGCGAGAGAUGCGGAAGCACACGGCGGAACUGCGAAGAUAUCGUCGACUCAGCCGCUCGGGUCGUCUUUCCAUGGCACCAUCUACACGAUCCUUCUCUGGUGUGGCCCUAUCUGCAACGAGUGAAAUGGACGAGGAAGACAGAGAGCUAUCUCUCGCUCGCUCUCAAGAUGACAUGUCGGAUCUGAGUGAUGAAGACUCUGUGCUAGAUGAGGGGGUUCUGAGUCCCGAUUCUCUUGCUGAACAUGACGCCAAACACCGGGCGGACGACGAGAAAAAGUUCAUGCUUGAUCUCGCACGGCACCAGGAGCUUCUGGUUGAUAGCCAAAAGCUCAAUCAAAGCAUAAAGCGAUGUCUGGGCUGGACGGAGGAGCUCAUCAAGGAAGGCCGAAAGGCGUUGGAAUAUAGCGUUCGAGUCCAGGAUGUGGAGCUGGGUGGUCGAGUCUUGUCACCGGAGGAAGUUGGCGACACGAGCGAAAGCCGGCGGGGUCUCCUAAGCCCUUCUACGGACUUUUCUACAAUAUUCACCCGCGACUCUUCAACGCCCGAUAAUGCCUACUUUGAUGCCCCGGAUCUUCCGUUACCAUCGUCCCCUGGUGGGAGUGAACCUUCUGGAGAUUGA